Suillus paluster is the source of this 1692-nucleotide messenger RNA. RefSeq lists its product as uncharacterized. The record is from RefSeq and is a predicted model, not a curated record. The coding region runs from base 64 to 1617 and encodes 517 amino acids. The transcript has 3 exons. NCBI's taxonomy places the organism in Eukaryota, Fungi, Basidiomycota, Agaricomycetes, Boletales, Suillaceae.
AUAGGUCUCUUGCUACUGGUGCACGCUGUCGCUGGAGUAAACUUUACUCAGUGUCUGAGUGACAUGGUGAAGAAUGCAAUUGCUACCCAAAAUCUUUCUGGUUUACUCGACGGCGACGGAGGUCCCGCGUUGAGUGUUGCUGAUGCGGCAGCGAUAAGCUAUUCGACGUGCGUCUCCCGCUGUGGGGCCGGGCAGGAACCUUUCCAGUGGUCUGUAUUUUCGCAAGAAUUCAGCGCGUGGCUACUGCCAAAUCUCGCACUGAUUUCGCAGCUCCCCUUUGGGGCACAGUACAGGCUUGACAAUCUCAUGUCUGCUGUACUAACUGUUGGGUCACCAGCGCUUGCUGGUUAUUCUAUAUUCAUCACCCUCCUCAAUUCUCGCUGGAUCAACCGCCGAUUUAAUCACUCGGUGGACUAUCCUAAUUCACGUUUCGCGGUCUUGAUUCUGAGCAGCCUUCAGCAAGUCCCGCUAAGACUGCAUCCUGACCAUGCACGCUUACCCUCGUUCAUUGUCCUUCCGGAGAACGACUCCUGGUGGAAAUGUUUUGCUGAAUUUGUGGACUACACCCAUACGUGGUCAAUUGCAUCUGCGACCUCCAUCGCCUGGGUUGUUGUUGCCUAUAUCCUGACUGUAGUCAACUCCCUAUCGGAUGUUUACGCAAAUGUUCAAUCCAAUGGAGAAGCCACUGGUUCAGUGUGGCUGUGGCUGAUUCCAAUAGUCGUUGGAUGGCUGCAACUCUCCCCAAAAUGCGAUUUCAAUCGCUUGCAAGCAGCUUAUGACCGUGCCGACCGACACAGUACACACACUGGCCCGAAGGAUGUUCAUAUGGAAAUGUUACCCGCGUCCUCUCGGAGAGCUUUAGCAAUCACUGCUAAGGAGGAGGAUGUGACGUCUCCAGACGAACUCCUCACCCCUCCUGUGUUUAAUUACUCUCGUUCGCUGCGAUGGGCAUCUACAGCAGAUACUAUCUUCCUGGUAUUCAAAGGGGCAUCGGAGAAGGCUCAAAGUCAUCUUCCGGUUUGUUUUGGGAAUAUCGUCAUGUACUGCGCGCAGCCCGGCAAGGUACAGCGCAGCCAUUGGGCACCUGGCGUGUUCACAAGAAUGGCUAUCGCUUCUUGCGCCUCACUUACAUUACAAUGGGGAACGGUCGGAGCAGCAUUUAUGGUCGGGUGGUUCACUCCUACGACACAAAUUGGAUGUCGAGCUCUGGGAUAUCUCCUUUACGGAGCCAUAUCUACUUUGAUUUGGUUCAUGCUCCUGCUGUCAAGUAUUCUCGCCCAUUACUCCACAACUUGUUCCCAUCGGCCAUCGCUAUCUUCACGUGUUGCUUUGGCAAUGUCGCACUGCCUGCGAUGGGUGGGCAAACUCUUUGCUAUUAUAAACUUUAUUCUGGUGGUCUUGGCAUGUACUUUCCAGUAUUCCAGCUUUUACGAUAGAUGUUUCUGCAAUUCCAGCGUAUUCAGCAGGGGAAGUGGGGCAUAUGCUGUGAUCAUCGAAACCACAGCCCAAGCUGCACAGGCUAAGGCUGCCUGGAUCGGUGCCCUUGUCAUGGCGUGUACCUCAGCAUUAGUUUUCAUUGGUCUCGUGAAUCUUUUAUUGGACACUCUUCCGUCGUAGAAGUAACGUUUGUUGUAAAGUAUGUAUCUGUAUAAUAUUAUAUUUUUGACCCAUCUGGUUUCUGGAAGUUCGGAC